CGGGAUAUUAUUCCACCAAUUAGGGCUCGUCUCUGACUGAUGGACGCUUGAGCUGACCAAUAAGGUGGCCAUGGAGGCGGGGUUUGACGGUCUGGCCUGCUGCUGUAGCGUUGGGUCUGAUUAGUGAAGCGUCUGGUGAAGAGACGAGACAUGGCGGAGAGUGACUGGGAUACGGUGACCGUGCUGAGGAAGAAGGGCCCGACCGCCGCGCAGGCCAAGUCCAAGCAGGCUGUUAUUGCAGCUCAGAGACGAGGAGAAGAAUUGGAGACUUCCAAAAAAUGGUCGGCAGGACAGAACAAGCAGCACGUCAUCACAAAGAACACAGCCAAGCUGGACAGAGAAACGGAAGAGCUGCAUCACGACAGGGUGUCCCUGGAAGUGGGCAAAGUCAUUCAGCAGGGCCGCCAGGCCACCGGCCUCACACAGAAGGACCUGGCCACGAAAAUAAAUGAGAAACCUCAAGUGAUCGCCGAUUAUGAGAGCGGAAAAGCCAUUCCAAGCAACCAAGUCUUGGGGAAGUUGGAGAGAGCGAUCGGUCUCAAGCUUCGGGGAAGGGAUAUUGGCAAACCCCUCGAUGCGGUUCCCAAAAAAAAAUGAAAAUAAAGCCUCGAAAUCAGUUCUCCCCAAACUGAUCCUGACCGGUCUCUCUCUCUCGUCUGAGCAGACCGGCGCUCUACUUUUGCCAAGCAGAACACGUGGGGGUUAUUGGACUAUAUAAACUAGAUGGGACAGAAUGAGAAUAGUCGUCUUACCUGCUGGAAAUAAUAAGAAUCAUUAGCGCAUUUCUUCCAGGUCCUGAAAGAACGAACCGCAAGCUUCCUGCCAAGAGCAGCACUUUACCACCUACGGGGGGGGGGGGGGGGGGGCGGGAGCCGGAUUUGCUCGCAGUUCACUUUGGGGUCAUCUUAAUUUCUCCCACGUACAGAUGGGUUGCUUUUUGUUCAUUUUUUGGGGUGUUAUUUUUUUUUUCAGCAGAUGGGAGGCUCUGCCCCUCCAUUUAUAAGUUCUCACAUCCUUUCUUGUAUGUCAUUGUAAAAUAAAAUUCUCUUCCUUCACCCGAA
Molecule: messenger RNA, 1061 nt
Organism: Hyla sarda
Lineage: Eukaryota; Metazoa; Chordata; Amphibia; Anura; Hylidae
Gene: EDF1
Product: endothelial differentiation related factor 1
Exons: 5
Coding region: 151-597 (148 amino acids)
Cellular component (GO): nucleus
Molecular function (GO): DNA binding
Source: RefSeq, a predicted model, not a curated record